Anopheles merus is the source of this 3094-nucleotide messenger RNA. RefSeq names its product nucleolar and coiled-body phosphoprotein 1-like. The transcript is spliced from 2 exons. The record is from RefSeq and is a predicted model, not a curated record. The coding region runs from base 381 to 2087 and encodes 568 amino acids. Lineage: Eukaryota; Metazoa; Arthropoda; Insecta; Diptera; Culicidae.
AAAUCGAAUCGUUGAAUAGAACGGACGGAGUGCGUUGCUGUGCGUGUGCGCUUUUUCGCUAAUCUUUCGCUUGGCUUUCGAUUGCACUGCUGAAAAACCGUGAACUCACCGUGAACAAAGUGUGAACAUUGGAUUAUUGUAUGAAUUAAGUUAUCGAGACCUCGCUACCCGUUUGCAAAUUGCUGCAGCAAUAUUCAGUUCAGUGAACAAGUCCGCGCGUCGUCUUCCGUGUGAGCGUGUGUGCCUGUGUGUGCAAUUGUCGUCUGUCUUUCCCGUGCUCUGUUACCGGUUUUUUUUUGUCUUCUGUUGGCGUUUGUGCAGGAAUCGAGCGGAAAUCCGUUAACACAAAGAGAAAAAGCUAAAUAGAAUUGAAACAAAAAAUGUCACUGCAAGUUUCGAACCAAACCACAUCCGGACGUCGUACGCCGCAGGUGUACCAGGGAUUCGGCAACAUGCCUGCCGGUGCAACGACGACACCGACCGCCACUAACGGCAGCGGUACGACCGGUGCUGGCGGAUCGGUUGGCCGGGCGGCAAAGGGUGGCGGCGCUAAGCAAUCACAGAUACCGGUCGCGAUCGGUAGCGGCGGUGGCUUCGGUACACCCGGCAACGAUGGAUCCGUACCACAGACGGCCGUGGUAUAUCCUGGCACUGCCGGGGCUACCGAUGGGUCGUCCGGGCAGAAGCAGGUCCAGUCGGACCAUAUGUAUGGCAUGAAGCAGCAGCAGCAGCAGCAGCAGCAACCAGCCGCUUCAGCAAAUAGCGCUACGAACCGGUCCGCCACAAACGGUUCCCAGCUGGCCGCAAGCGUUGAGAAGAAUGGAACCUCGCAACGAAAGAACUCCACUGGGGAGGGCGGUGCCAAGAAGACAGAAUCGGCAGCCGCAUCGCAGCAACAGCAGCAGCAGCCUUCAGUUCCAGCUGCCGAAGGCACUGCAAAGGUACGCGACAGCCCUCGAUCAAGUGGUCGCGCACAGCAGAAACAAACGGUGGAAGAAGCGGCACCGGCCAACAAAACGAUGGAAACGCAACAGCAACCGAAAUCGGAAAAGACUACUAAUCUGGAAAGCUCGCUGCUGACGGAGAAAACCCUCAAAGGAUUCGGUUCCGAUGGUGAGGAGAUGGAAUCGCUGCUGCUGGAACCGUGGGAUAUGGAGGAGGGUUCCACCACGCCUUCCCGCUCGAGCGCCGCCAAGUCGAAGCUGCCGAAAGCCGCCCCACAAGCGCAGGCCCGUGUCAGUCCGUUCAAGGCGAGCGGAAAGACACAGCCGAAACCGAGCGGCGGCACUGCUACUACCGAGCCGGAACAAACGGCUGGCUCACCGAACAAGAAGACCGCUGCUGCUGCUGCUGGCGAUGAGUCGGAGAAGAAUCGCUCGCCGAAAGUGGACGCACCAUCGACACCGACCGCUGGCGAAUCGCUGAUUGGGCGACCGCUCCGUUCCAUCUCCGGUCGCCGCUCGACGCGCCCGAUCAGCGACAUCAAGUUCACGCAUCCGCGUCGCUCGACCGCCGACCCGCACAACGAUUCCAUCUCCAGCAUGAACGUAACGGUCGGUUCGGAAAUUGGCAGCGACAGUAUGCUGCUCCGUACGCCGGGAUCGGCCACCCGCAAGCGCAAGGACAUGACGCCCGAAUCGACCUCGGACGAGCCGGUCAUCGAUAGUCCGAAGCGUGCUCGGCUCGAUUUCAGCGGCUUCCUCGGCAUGGUGGCCACCCCGGUGACGAUGCUGAAGAACCGGCUGUCGCGCGUCAAGCUGCAAAGUACACCCCGCGCACUGGCCGUCGACGAGGAGGACGCGUCGAAGGUGGUCACCGCCGAGGCUACCACCACCACGGCCAGCGUCACGCCCCAGAAGGAAGCAGAUGGUGUCGGCGCGAUGGACGUUGACGUUGUUGCUGGCAAGGGAGCGGAAAAGAGCGACGAUGCCACGGCGCCAGUUGCUGACGGCCAGAAGGAGGGCGCCGAGGGACAGCAGCAGCAACAGCAGGAAUCUUCCUCGUCCGUCGCCGAAGAUGAUGAGGUCGAGGUGAAGAUCGUCACCGAUCAACCGCAGCAGCCGAAACAGUGGUGUAGUAUUAUGUAAGGCGGCAGUAGCGCACGGGCAUAAUCCAUCGGAACAUCGGCACAGCACACCACGUGGUCGGGCGGCGAUUUCCUUUGCGGUGUAUCUCCCGCCCAGCACGCACCUCGUCCUUCGCAAUGAAUCCAUCUCGCUCACCGUGUUUCUCGGUUCGGGAUGGUUGGUGUGUAUCGCAUUUGUAUUUGUUGUGUCUUCUGUGUGUCCCUUCCCCAAUCUCAGUCCCAAUCCUCUAUUUCCUGGAUUUUAAUGGCCAAGUUCGCGCGUAAACAAGAACAUACAUCCGGUAACAAUAAUCACAAUUACACCGCAGAGAGAGAAAGAGGGGUUUGUCACAAAACUGCUGCUAACGGUUUGCUGUUUAUCAACAUAUUCUUUUAUUUACAUGUAGAAGUAGCAUGUAUAUUUUUUUUCAACUAGCUGUUUGUUUUCACUACAUUAGUUUGUUAGGAGCAAUGAGCCCCCGUCAAUUCAGUUGUUCGUGUUUUCUUUCUACUGCAAACUCGUAACAUUUCUGAUAGAGUGAUAGAUCUCUACUCGUAAAGAAGCAGUUUCGUUGCGUUAGCUCACAGUGUUUUGGUAAACAUUCUUAUUUUGAGAAAAACGGAAAACGGAAACAACAAAAAAUAUUGAAAGAGCAAUUAGCACGUAAAAAAAAGAAAAAAAGCAUUUGAAGGAAUUAGUUAUCAAAACAAACCAUACACACGAUGUUUGCAAAAAUAAUAUUGGUACAAAGGGAUUGGGACACACUGGUUCAACGAUGAAAUUGGAUGAUAAUUAUAGAUGCUAUAUAUGUAUACAUGUUCUUCGGCGGCUCAGAAUCAUAAAACAGGAACCAGAAAUAUUUUAGGAAGGCGCGUAGGUAGUAGCAGAUUAGAGAGAAAACGAUUUUGCGUUUUUGUUUUUAUCAGAUAAACAGCAAUGCAUGCAAACUUGUGGCAGUAGACAAAAACCACCCGCCCAAAAAAUACAACCGAAUGCUCAAAAUAAACAAAACCUUGUAGCGUAACAGA